Messenger RNA from Glycine soja, 1782 nucleotides. RefSeq names its product cytochrome P450 71A26-like. Gene Ontology annotation, molecular function: heme binding; monooxygenase activity; iron ion binding. Lineage: Eukaryota; Viridiplantae; Streptophyta; Magnoliopsida; Fabales; Fabaceae. The transcript is spliced from 2 exons. The record is from RefSeq and is a predicted model, not a curated record. The coding region runs from base 28 to 1599 and encodes 523 amino acids.
GAUACUACACACUACAACUAAAACCCAAUGUUAACCUCUCUUGAAAACUCUUCAUCCUGGUUCUUCCUCCCAUUAAUGGUUGCUUUCACCCUCUUUGUUUUGUGUUCUGUCCACAAUCUUUUAUCCAAAUGGAAUAAUAGCUCCAACACUGCAAUACCCAAGAAAACCACACCACCAUCUCCUCCAAAGCUUCCUAUAAUAGGAAACCUCCAUCAACUUGGCACACUCACACACCGCACUCUCCAAUCCUUAGCUCAAACCUAUGGUCCUUUGAUGCUACUUCACUUUGGAAAAAUGCCAGUUCUUGUUGUCUCAACUGCUGAGGCUGCACGUGAGGUUAUGAAAACACAUGACCUCGUUUUCUCCAACAGACCACAUCGUAAGAUGUUUGAUAUCCUCUUGUAUGGUUCCAAAGAUGUGGCAUCUUCUCCAUAUGGCAACUAUUGGAGGCAGAUAAGGAGUAUAUGUGUCUUGCAUCUUCUCAGUGCCAAAAAGGUUCAAUCUUUUGGUGCAGUGAGAGAAGAAGAAAUCUCCAUAAUGAUGGAGAAGAUUAGGCAGUGUUGUUCUUCCUUGAUGCCUGUGAAUUUAUCUGAUUUAUUUUCUACACUCAGCAAUGACAUAGUGUGUAGAGUUGCUCUUGGAAGGAGAUACAGUGGAGAAGGAGGAAGUAACCUUCGUGAGCCAAUGAACGAGAUGAUGGAGCUAUUGGGAUCUUCAGUUAUAGGGGACUUUAUACCUUGGCUUGAAUGGUUGGGAAGAGUUAAUGGGAUAUGUGGUAGGGCUGAGAGGGUGUUUAAACAGCUUGAUGAGUUUUUUGAUGAAGUUGUUGAUGAGCAUGUUAAUAAGAGAGACCAUGAUGAUGAUGUUGAUGGUGAAGCCCAAAAUGAUUUUGUGGACAUUUUGUUGUCGAUCCAAAGGACAAACGCAGUAGGAUUUGAGAUUGAUAGAACAACUAUAAAGGCUUUGAUCCUGGAUAUGUUUGUUGCAGGUACUGAAACUACCACCUCAAUCUUAGGGUGGGUGGUGACGGAACUCUUAAGGCACCCAAUUGUGAUGCAGAAGCUACAAGCUGAGGUAAGGAAUGUGGUUGGUGAUAGAACUCCCAUAACUGAGGAGGAUUUGAGUAGCAUGCAUUACUUGAAGGCAGUGAUUAAAGAAACUUUCCGUUUACACCCGCCAGUUCCUUUAUUGCUUCCAAGGGAAUCCAUGCAAGAUACCAAAGUGAUGGGCUAUGACAUUGGAACUGGCACACAAAUAAUAGUUAAUGCUUGGGCAAUUGCAAGAGAUCCUUCAUAUUGGGACCAACCUGAAGAUUUUCAGCCCGAAAGGUUCUUAAAUAGUUCAAUAGAUGUUAAAGGACAUGAUUUUCAACUGAUCCCAUUUGGAGCAGGAAGGAGGAGUUGCCCAGGAUUAAUAUUUUCCAUGGCUAUGAUUGAGAAGUUACUAGCAAACCUUGUUCACAAAUUUAAUUGGAAAAUACCUAGUGGAGUGGUGGGAGAGCAGACAAUGGACAUGACUGAAGCUACUGGGAUAACCAGUCAAAGAAAAUUCCCUCUUGUGGCAGUUUCAUCUAUCCCUAGCUACAUACAUAUGAAGUGAAUAAUUAAAUGAUAAAAAUAAUAAGUUGGAAGGUAAAUAUGGGACUAUAAUCUUAAUAUAUAAUGUAUUAUCAAAAUAAUCUAUGGCCGAUGGUGCUUUCAUAGUAAUCUAUUUUUAAUUAUAAUGAUUGUUGGAUAAAUGUAUUGAUUGUUCUAUUUAGUUAUGGUUAUUCAGUUAAAGCUA